This is a messenger RNA of Rotaria sordida, 1008 nucleotides long. NCBI's taxonomy places the organism in Eukaryota, Metazoa, Rotifera, Eurotatoria, Philodinida, Philodinidae. The record is from the annotation of a GenBank genome assembly.
AUGGUUCUGUCAUUUACACACGGUAUCAUUUUGGGUUUUGCAGCUGGAUUUAUUCUUGUACUUGUUAUUUUAAAUGAAUCCUCCUACUCCUUAUCAUUCGUGUCUCGUUUUACAAAAAUCAACCUGUAUCAACGCUCAAAUAUACGUCGAAUGAUCAAUACUUCAUAUGACGACAAUCAAGUUUUUGUAUUUCCUGACGAAUGUCCCCUUGUUCGUGCCUAUCUCGAUGUUGUUCGUGAUACUGUGUGCGGCUUAGCUCUUCGCACGCGUGAACAUACUUUUGGUUACGAUAAUCAAAUACAUCCAAUGGAUAUCAACCAACGAAUAAAAGGUUUAGAUUGGCCUUUAAUUGGUGUUACUAUGAUCGGACAAAAGCGAUUGAUAAAUAUCGAAUGGGCGUUAAGAUUCGUUAUUGCAAAUGAAGUUUCGGGUGAUUUUAUUGAAUGCGGCGUUUGGAGAGGUGGAAGUUCAAUAUUUGCUCGCGCUGUACUAAAAGCAUUAAAUAAUAAGGAUAAACAUGUAUGGUUAGCUGACUCAUUUCAAGGACUACCAAAAGCGCGAACGAAGAAUGAUAAUGAUAAUUGGUCCAAGAUGGAAUAUUUGAAGGUCUCACUUGAAGAAGUUCAAGAGAAUUUUCGUUCAUUUAAUUUACUGGAUAAUCAUGUUCAUUUUUGUAAAGGAUACUUUGUUGAUUCACUUCCUCGCUGUAAUAUUUCUCAAAUAGCUGUUCUUCGAAUGGAUGGUGAUAUGUACGAAUCAACUAUGGAUCAACUAUUCAAUUUAUACUCGAAAUUGCAGCUUGGUGGUGUUAUUAUCAUAGAUGACUAUGCAAUUACAGAAUGUAAACGAGCUAUACAUGAUUUUCGUAGUUGGCAUAAUAUAACAGAUAAGAUUCAAUUGAUCCCGGGUGAUCAGAUAGGUCGUUACUGGAUAAAAGGCCAAAACAUUGAAGUACAAAGAAAUCGAUAUAUACCACUAAUAUCCUCAACGAAACAUUAUACUCAAUGA